This is a messenger RNA of Prinia subflava (tawny-flanked prinia), 2701 nucleotides long. RefSeq names its product polycystin 2 like 1, transient receptor potential cation channel (gene PKD2L1). NCBI's taxonomy places the organism in Eukaryota, Metazoa, Chordata, Aves, Passeriformes, Cisticolidae. The record is from RefSeq and is a predicted model, not a curated record. Gene Ontology annotation, biological process: detection of mechanical stimulus; potassium ion transmembrane transport. The coding region runs from base 503 to 2689 and encodes 728 amino acids. The transcript has 14 exons. Gene Ontology annotation, cellular component: membrane. Gene Ontology annotation, molecular function: calcium channel activity; muscle alpha-actinin binding; sodium channel activity.
ACAGAUGCAGUUCUGUAAUGGAAGAUCUCUCUGAAGGUCAGCUGCUGGCACAUGGGUGACUGAGAUGAAAUACUAUGAUUUCCAGAGCGUUUGUGACAAAGACUGAAUUUCUGCAAAGAGUAAGCUGAAAAGCAGUCAGGAAAAGAUCAGGCUAUAAUGAACAGAAAACAGGAGAAACAUAAAGCUAAAUAGUGAUUUAGCAAAAUAAAAAGCCAGUAUAUUUCAAUGUUGGUUAGCCACAAAUCUUUUAUUCAUGCUGGAAUGGUUCUUCUUAGGGGUAUUUAGCACAUUUUUAUAGGUCAGGUUUUGAAAUGAAAAGUGGCUUGGCCUUGAAAAGUGACAAAACUUUAACUUCCCAACAGCGUUUUUUUGGAACAGGACCACAGCUCCUCAUGUGGCCCUUGAGAAUGGCCAUGAAAACUCUACAAUCCCUUCUUUAUACCCAACAGGUCUGUGGGGCACUACGCUGACUGAGAACACAGCUGAAAACAGGGAGCUCUACAUGAAGACCACCCUGCGAGAGCUGCUGGUCUACAUUAUGUUCUUGGUGGACAUCUGUCUAUUGACAUACGGAAUGACAAGUUCCAAUGCCUAUUACUACACCAAAGUGAUGUCUGAGCUCUUCCUGCAGACCUCUACAGAUGGCCGUGUCUCCUUCCAGUCCAUUGGCAGCAUGGCUGACUUCUGGGUGUAUGCACAAGGUCCCCUGCUGGAUAACCUUUACUGGACAAAGUGGUACAACAAUGAGUCCCUGGCAGUGCACAGCACCCAGUCAUACAUCUAUUAUGAGAACCUGCUGCUGGGCGUCCCACGCAUGAGACAACUGAAGGUGAAGAACAACUCCUGUCUGGUCCAUGAUGACUUCAAGGAGGAAAUCUCGGGCUGCUAUGAUGUAUACUCUAAAGACAAGGAGGAAAGGGUCUCCUUUGGGCUCAUCAAUGGAACGGCUUGGAGGUACCAUUCUGAGGAGGAGCUGGGUGGUUCAUCUCACUGGGGAAGACUAACCAGCUACAGUGGGGGAGGAUACUACAUAGACCUCAAGAUGACUAGAGAAGAGAGUGCUAAAGCCCUGCAAGUCUUGAAGGAGAAACUGUGGCUGGAUCGGGGAACACGGGUUGUCUUUAUUGAUUUCUCUGUGUAUAAUGCAAAUAUCAAUCUGUUCUGUGUUCUGAGGUUAGUGGUUGAGUUUCCAGCCACUGGUGGUGCGAUUCCCUCCUGGCAAAUCCGGACCGUGAAGCUUAUACGAUACGUCAGCGCAUGGGACUUCUUCAUUGUUGCCUGUGAAAUCGUAUUCUGUGUCUUUAUCUUCUACUAUGUGGUGGAAGAGGCUUUGGAGCUCCGUAUCCACAAGCUUCAGUACUUCACCAGCAUCUGGAACAUUCUGGAUUUGGUUGUCAUUCUGCUCUCCGUUGUUGCUAUUGGGUUUCACAUCUUUCGCACCACCGAGGUGAACAGGCUGCUGGGAGAGCUGCUCAAACACCCCAACACCUACGCAGACUUUGAAUUCCUGGCAUUCUGGCAGACACAGUACAACAACAUGAAUGCAGUCAACUUAUUUUUUGCCUGGAUCAAGAUAUUCAAGUACAUUAGCUUUAACAAAACAAUGACCCAGCUCUCCUCCACGCUGGCACGUUGUGCCAAGGACAUCCUGGGCUUUGCCAUUAUGUUCUUCAUUGUCUUCUUUGCCUAUGCCCAGCUGGGUUACCUUCUUUUCGGGACACAAGUGGAAAACUUCAGUACCUUUGUUAAAUGCAUUUUCACCCAGUUUCGGAUCAUUCUUGGUGAUUUUGACUACAAUUCCAUUGACAAUGCCAACAGGGUCCUUGGACCUAUUUACUUUGUCACCUAUGUGUUCUUUGUUUUCUUUGUGCUUCUGAACAUGUUUCUGGCCAUCAUCAAUGACACCUACUCAGAAGUCAAGGAGGAGCUUUCAAGCCAGAAGAAUGAGCUGCAGCUCUCUGACAUCUUGAAGCAGAGCUACAACCGGACACUCAUGAGGCUGAAGCUGAAGAAGGAGAGGAUUUCUGAUGUGCAGAAAGCCCUGCAGAAUGGAACAAAACAACUAGACUUUGAAGACUUCAAGAACAGCUUGAAGGAACUGGGCCAUGCAGACCAUGAGAUCACAGCAGCUUUCUCCAGAUUUGACAAAGAUGGCAACCACAUCCUUGAUGAAGAGGAGCAACAGCAGAUGAAGAGUGACCUAGAGGCAAAAAGGGUUGCUGUGAAUACAGAGAUUGAAAAUUUAGGGAAAUCCUAUGGUGACAACAACCUGGAUGAGAAACUGACCUACAUGGAAGCCAGGAAUAACCACACCAAUAAGGCCACAUGGGUCUCCAAAGAAGAGUUUCAAGUCCUCCUGCACCGUGUGCUGCAGCUGGAACAGUCCAUAAACAGCGUUGGCUCCAAGGCUGAUGCAGUGGUGAACAAGCUCGAUGUGCCAGAAAGAAAAGAGCUGAAGAGGAAGGAUCUGUUGGGCAAACCACUGGGUGAUGCUAGCAAGGAGGAAGAAGGCAGUCAGGAAGAGAUGUACCCCCAGAGCCUGGACGAGCUGGGGAAAGAAGAAGCAGAAAGUUGGGGGAUGGAACAUGUACAGAGAAACAACCUGAGUGGCAACUCUUUCCAAAAUGGGGUCUAUCACAUCUUGCCCAAGUCAAGUGUGCUGGGGUCUCAGGUGCCCAAGAACCUCUAGGCAGUCUGAUGU